Molecule: messenger RNA, 858 nt
Organism: Symbiodinium pilosum
Lineage: Eukaryota; Dinophyceae; Suessiales; Symbiodiniaceae
Source: the annotation of a GenBank genome assembly
GCGAGACAACUACAUUCAAUUCCGUACAUGGUGAGACGACCCACAGGAUCGGAGGCUUGAAGAGUCUCUACGAGGUAAGGAAGGAGUUGCAGGGGAAGCACAUGCAGCCCAACCUGCGAACAAAACCUUGGCGAGAUGCGGAGGUGGCGGAGGGGCACUGCAAGUCGCGCUUCCAAGUCCGAGAGGAUCCACCGGAGUUGUCCACGGACCUAAAUGGCGUGGAACUGCCAGAGACUUGCUUCUACGAUGACUCGAAAGGCCCUCACCACAUCUUUGUUAUCGGUGACUGGGGUGGCGUCAUCGACUGGUACGAUUCAAAUAGCCACUUUGUAAAGUCCCCGAAGACGGCGGACCACACCAGGAAGGUCUUUGCAUCCCACCAUCGGGACAAGGUCAACAGCUCUGACACCUGGGCUCAGUUCAAUGUCAGUAGGUGGAUGUGCUACUACAGCGCGAAGUGGAAUCCAGACUUUGUCGUCAAUCUUGGGGACAACUUUUACUGGGGCGGCAUCAACGUGCAGUGUGGAGCCCCAAUGGACAAGGUACAGGACCCUGGGUUCCAGUGGAGCAACGUUUACGAGAGCAUGUACUCUUGUGACGCCCUCCAAGGAUUGCAGUGGCUGGGGGUGCUGGGAAACCACGACUACGGCGGCUUCAUGUUCACCAACGGCUGGGACCAGGCAAUUGCUUACACCUGGUCGAAGCUGCAUUUCAGCUCCGGGCGAUGGUUGCAGCCGUCCUUGUACUACAAGUGCCCCGUGAAGUACAGCGAGUUCUCCAUGGACAUCUUCUUCGUAGACUCAAACAUCUUUGAUGCCAACGACUACCACGAUACCAGUGGGCAUAACAUUUGCGGAG